UUAUUCUUUUCCCCAAACCUGAAGCCGAGCACAGUUCACUUAUCAUAAGUUGCUUUACUUUCGAGAGAGAGAGAGAGAUAAAGGGUUUGUGUUUUCGAGAGAGAGCUUCAGCAUCUAACAAUGGAGGGUAAAGAAGAAGAUGUGAGGUUGGGAGCCAACAAGUACUCCGAGAGGCAACCCAUUGGGACCGCAGCUCAGACGGACGACAAGGACUACAAGGAACCACCUCCGGCGCCGCUCUUCGAGCCCGGCGAGCUCAAGUCAUGGUCCUUCUGGAGAGCCGGUAUUGCUGAGUUCGUGGCUACCUUCUUGUUCCUGUACAUCACUGUUUUGACCGUCAUGGGAGUCAAAAGAUCUCCAAAGUGUGGCUCUGUGGGUAUUCAGGGUAUAGCUUGGGCCUUCGGUGGAAUGAUCUUUGCCCUUGUCUACUGUACUGCUGGAAUCUCAGGUGGUCACAUUAACCCAGCCGUGACUUUUGGCCUUUUCCUAGCAAGAAAGCUCUCGUUAACAAGAUCCAUAUUCUAUAUGGUGAUGCAAUGCCUAGGAGCAAUCUGUGGGGCUGCAGUUGUGAAGGGGUUCGAGCAUUCUCAAUACAAGCUUCAAGGUGGUGGAGCCAACGUUGUCAAUCCUGGCUACAGCAAGGGCGAUGGCCUUGGUGCUGAGAUUGUGGGCACUUUCGUUCUUGUCUACACUGUUUUCUCUGCAACUGAUGCCAAGAGAAGCGCCAGAGACUCCCAUGUCCCUAUCUUGGCUCCUCUUCCUAUUGGGUUCGCAGUGUUUUUGGUUCACUUGGCCACCAUCCCCAUCACCGGAACAGGCAUCAACCCCGCCAGGAGUCUUGGUGCGGCCAUCGUCUACAACCAGGGACAUGCCUGGGAUGAUCACUGGAUCUUCUGGGUGGGACCCUUCAUUGGAGCUGCACUGGCUGCGCUAUACCACCAGAUAGUCAUUAGAGCCAUCCCAUUCAAGAGCAAGGCUUGAAAUCUCUGUGUUUUUCAUCUCUGUGUUUAUUAGUAGUGUAUGUCAACUUCUUUUUAUAUAUGUUUAAUUAUCAUUUGAUGAGAUUGGAAAUGAAAGGCUGGAUUCUAAUUUAUAAGGAAAACAUUAAAUAUUUAGUACAAGUUGCUGCUUGUUGAUCUUUAUCAUCAAUGUAAAUUUCCUAAUUUUUUUCUUA
Molecule: messenger RNA, 1174 nt
Organism: Humulus lupulus (European hop)
Lineage: Eukaryota; Viridiplantae; Streptophyta; Magnoliopsida; Rosales; Cannabaceae
Product: aquaporin PIP1-2-like
Exons: 4
Coding region: 121-981 (286 amino acids)
Biological process (GO): response to water deprivation; transmembrane transport
Cellular component (GO): vacuole; plasma membrane; plasmodesma
Molecular function (GO): water channel activity
Source: RefSeq, a predicted model, not a curated record